GAAUAUUUUUAUAUCCUCAAAUGUUAUUUAACAAAUAUAAGCAAUGUUAUUAAAAUUAAUAUGUUAAAACGCUAUAAUCAAACAUUAAGAUUAAUUUUUGGGAAUAGGAUUCGUCUUUUGCCUGUUAUCAAAACGAAAAAUAUAUGUACCUAUGGAUGCAAUGGAUGCAAACAACUUGACAAUACGCCAAGAAUCAAUCUCAAUGGAGAACACUGCGAACUUGAACUUCUUCCGAGGAUUCAGCAAUGGGUCAAAGAACUUUUUUUAGGUGUCGCUGGACCAGGCAGAAAACAAUUGUGUUCUUCGAGGAGGGAAAGAUAUGUACUCGGCAGUGAAGCGGAAAUUCGUGAUACUAUGUCUACGUACCGUGCACGGGACAGAGGUGGAGCGGCGUCUGUGCCUUAGCGGCGUCGCGACGUCAAUUAUAUGCUCUCGUCUGGACGCCCCCGCAUUUUCGUGGGAUGGUGCUUGCCCGACAGGCACGAAAAAGGCAUCGCCUCGCGAGGCGUCGCGACGCUCGCCGAACUAGGCGGUCGCAGCCCCUAAGCGGAUCGAGGAAUACGCUUUACCACUUUGGAAAUACCGCGCGAUGCGCUCCUGCGCUGCAUCCAAAUGCCGCUUUGAG
Solenopsis invicta (red fire ant) is the source of this 625-nucleotide messenger RNA. RefSeq lists its product as uncharacterized. The record is from RefSeq and is a predicted model, not a curated record. NCBI's taxonomy places the organism in Eukaryota, Metazoa, Arthropoda, Insecta, Hymenoptera, Formicidae. The coding region runs from base 61 to 405 and encodes 114 amino acids. The transcript has 2 exons.